Rangifer tarandus platyrhynchus (Svalbard reindeer) is the source of this 984-nucleotide messenger RNA. The record is from the annotation of a GenBank genome assembly. Lineage: Eukaryota; Metazoa; Chordata; Mammalia; Artiodactyla; Cervidae.
AUGCCACUCUCCAGUCUGCUCUGGGUGUUCCUGGCCUUCACCUUCUCUGGAUCUGGUGUGACCCAGAAAGUUACUCAAGACCAGCCAUACAUAACCAGUCAAAUAGGGCAAUCUGUCAUUCUGAACUGUCGGUAUGAAGUAAGUUGGAGUGGGUACACGCACUACCUUUUUUGGUACAAGCAGCUUCCCAGUGGAGAGAUGACUUUCCUUAUUCAUCAGGAAUCUUCUGGCCUGAAUGCAAGGAAUGGCCGCUACUCUGUAAACUUUCAGAGAGCACAGAACUCUAUCAGCCUCAUCAUUUUAGCCUUACAGCUGGAAGACUCUGCAAAGUACUUUUGUGCAGUCUGGGAACUCACAGUGCUUGAAACUGGGAACAAGGCAAGCACAUCCACUCUCAUCACUCUCCUUCAGUACAGUGCUAGACGUCAGAGCCAGUGCAGUAAAGAAAGAACUGUGAUUAAUGCUAAGACCACCCAGCCCAACUCCAUGGAUUGUGCUGAAGGAGAAAAUGGAGAUCUUCCUCCCUGCGUAGCCAUGCUCUCAGUGACUCUUCUGCUACUUGGAAUGCUCUUCACAGCAAGAGGAACUGGAGCCCAGUUAGUGACCCAGCCUGACGGUCACAUCAGCGUCUCUGAAGGAAACCAUCUGGAGCUGAGAUGCAACUAUUCUUAUGGUGGAUCUAUUAAUCUCUUCUGGUAUGUCCAGUACCCCAGCCAAGGCCUCCAGGUUCUACUGAAGUAUUUAUCAGGGCCCAUCCGGGUUAAAGGCAUCAAAGGCUUCGAGGCUGAAUUCAAGAAGGAUGAAAAGUCCUUCCACCUGAUGAAAGCUUCAGCCCAUUGGAGUGAUUCUGCCAAGUACUUCUGUGCUCUGUGUGACACAGUGCCUGAGUCUGCAGGGGGAGCUGAACAAAAACCUUCUAGACAUUGUAGCUUAAAACACUCAGAGUCUCAGCCUGACCUGGUUUUAGAGAGGUCUCUGCUCUGA